AUUAGGAAGAAGUCUCUGCAGCGAUGUCGGAGACUGCUCCAGCCGCCGCUCCCGCUGUCGCUGCCCCAGCCGCUAAAGCGGCCGCCAAGAAGCCAAAGAAAGCGGCGGGCGGCUCCAAAGCCCGGAAGCCAACGGGCCCUAGCGUCACCGAGCUGAUCACCAAGGCUGUGUCCGCCUCCAAGGAACGCAAGGGGCUCUCCCUCGCCGCGCUCAAGAAGGCGCUGGCCGCCGGCGGCUACGAUGUGGAGAAGAACAACAGCCGCAUCAAGUUGGGGCUCAAGAGCCUCGUCGGCAGAGGCACCCUGGUACAGACCAAGGGCACCGGUGCCUCCGGCUCUUUCCGCCUUAGCAGGAAGCCAGGAGAGGUGAAAGAAAAAGCCCCCAAAAAGAGGACGGCCGCAGCCAAGCCCAAGAAACCAGCUGCCAAGAAGCCUGCCGGCGCUGCCAAGAAGCCCAAGAAGGCUGCGGCAGUGAAGAAGAGCCCCAAGAAAGUGAAGAAGCCGGCCGCUACCGCGGCCAAGAAAGCAGCCAAAAGCCCCAAAAAGGCGACCAAGGCUGCCAAGCCCAAGAAGGCGGUGACAGCAGCGAAGAGUCCAGCCAAGGCGAAAGCGGUGAAGCCCAAAGCAGCUAAACCCAAGGCAGCCAAGGCGAAAGCAGCCAAGGCAAGGAAGGCGGCACCCAAGAAGUGAAGUGUGUUGGAAGUGGAAAUACUGAAACCCAACGGCUCUUUUAAGAGCCACCCACUAUUAUCCCCAAGAGGGCUGAUGCACUUCUUUAUCGAGGUCCGUGCCUUCAGCAGAGGUAACCACACGCCACUAUCCGUGUGGGACGUUCGUCUGUGGAUUGGAUGGGACGCUAAACUUCCGGCCGUGGUUACGCUAAGACUUGAAAAAAUAAAAUUUGUAUUUCCUGCGAUAA
Molecule: messenger RNA, 918 nt
Organism: Neopsephotus bourkii (Bourke's parrot)
Lineage: Eukaryota; Metazoa; Chordata; Aves; Psittaciformes; Psittacidae
Product: histone H1.10
Exons: 1
Coding region: 24-689 (221 amino acids)
Biological process (GO): nucleosome assembly
Cellular component (GO): nucleosome
Molecular function (GO): structural constituent of chromatin; DNA binding
Source: RefSeq, a predicted model, not a curated record